UGUCUGGGCAAGCCUGAUUUGGUGCAGCGUGACGACGACAAAGAGGAAGUGGUCAAGGAGAGACUGGACGUCUACAAGAGGGAAACUGCGCCUCUCAUCGACUUCUAUGACAAACAAGUGGGCGACCCCCCAUCCACGAAUGGCUGUUCUGUUGCGCUCCCCGUCACUCUCUCUGGACGGGUGUCUGUUUGUCUCGUUCUCCUUCAUUGCAGAGAUUGCUGCUCAACUUUGACGUAUACAAGGGCGUAAAGGACCUUCCCAAGCUGCAAGAGCUGAUCGAGAAGGAACUCGGCAGAUUGAUGUGA
Messenger RNA from Vitrella brassicaformis, 305 nucleotides. NCBI's taxonomy places the organism in Eukaryota, Vitrellaceae. The record is from the annotation of a GenBank genome assembly.